Molecule: messenger RNA, 2301 nt
Organism: Dermochelys coriacea (leatherback sea turtle)
Lineage: Eukaryota; Metazoa; Chordata; Testudines; Dermochelyidae
Product: C-type lectin domain family 4 member F-like
Exons: 7
Coding region: 987-1997 (336 amino acids)
Biological process (GO): biological process involved in interspecies interaction between organisms
Cellular component (GO): external side of plasma membrane
Molecular function (GO): carbohydrate binding
Source: RefSeq, a predicted model, not a curated record
CCAUCCUUCCCACCCUUCCUGAUCUCAUCUUCCGCCCCUCCCCCAUGGUUUCCGAAAGGGUGGGGGUGCGGGGCUGUCAGAGGAGAACAACAGGGGAGGCUGGCUGAGGGGGGGAGUUGGAACCAGGAACCUGGGGAGCAGCUGGCCAACCCUGGGGGAGCUCAAGUCACAUCUUACCGACCUGCUUCUUUUGGGGUGGCUUGGGCUUGUUUUUGAAAGGCAGGGUCGCAUAUUUGUCUUGUGAGCCUUGGCAACUUUGGUUGACUUUCACCCGUCUGCCUUACGUUGAAAGGCUCUAUAGGCCUUUACCAAAGCCCUGAUCCACCCUGAUCCCCUCCUAUUUCCUUAAAAUGGUAAAUAGAAGGGGGAAACUGAGGCACAGACAGGUUAGGUAACUUGCCCAAGGUCUCUCAGUGAGUCAGGUGCAGAGCAAGGAAUAGAUACAGGGAGUCCCUAUUGCCAGGUCUUGUCAGGGACCAGACCAGCAGGGAGAGCUGCUGGCCGGCUCUCUGAAUAACCUCACUGCUAGACAACCUAUAAGGCCACCUGCUGUUCCUGGGACCUGCCGGAGGAGCUACAGCACUGGCUGGCUGCCGGCUCACCAGGUCUGCUUAGACGCCUGGCACCCAGAUGAGCUCAGUGGCUGCUCAAUGUGUAUCUUGCCCGCGGCAGCUGUGCUUCCCCGUCGUCCAGGCCCUGCUCCUGCUCUGCUCCAGCCCUGCUCCCCUUCGGCUUCAGACGUCUGGUUUGAUGCCCAGCCCUGCCUCUGCCUCCCUCACUGCUUGCCCCCUCACUUCUGGCUUCGGCUUCUGUCUCUCUGGUACGGAUCCUGGGCUCCGCCUCUGGCUGAGGACUCCGCUGUACCCCCACCCUGGCUCUGGCAUUUGCCUUCUGGCCCUGGGCCCAUUUCCUGGAUGCUGCCCACGCUGGACCCAGCUUGAGCCCGUUGGCUGAAGUCUCAUUUCCACCACGAGGCCUGACCGCACAUGGCCCAGCUGGUAACAGGCCGGCUCUCACCACCAGGCAUCCUUCCCAUUUCUAUUUCUGGGCCAGGGCUGUGUCAUAGGGAGGCUCUAACCCAGCAGGCUGCUGAAAGGACCUACCUGCCAGCAAUCGGGGGCUCAGCUCAGCGCGAAGGCAGGAGAAUGGCGAGGGAGAAUAUCUAUGAGAACCUGGAGGUGAUGGAAGCUGCUCCUCAGCCAAAAGGAAAUCCUACUGAGACAUCGGUCCCUUGGCGGCACAGGGCGGGGGGGAUCGUCACUGCUGUCCUUCCACUCCUGACGCUUGUGGCCCUGGCCAGCUCCCUCCUUGCUGUGACGUUUUUAUAUUUCCAGGCACAGAGCAAGCUGCAAGCGGUUGAAGAAGCGAUUCAGAAGCUCCAAGUCUCUCUGCGGCCUGACAACGCCUCGGAUACGUCAGCAAAGGAAUUGGACAGUCUGCAGCUCCUGGACGAAGAACAGGCAAGAGCCUGGAUGCUGAAAGACCAGCCAGGUAAUGUCAGUGCAGCGUAUGGAAAAAUCCAGAUCCGUCUGGACAACGUUAGUGCAGCGCGAGCAGCAGUGCAAGGUCACUGCAGUGACAUGCUGACAAAGCUCUCCAGGGGCUGGAGCUUUUAUAGUGGGAACCUCCAUUACUUUUCUCAAGAAAAAAAGCCGUGGGAUGAGGCCGAGCAGUUCUGUGUGUCUCAGGACUCUCACCUGACCUCUGUCUCCUCCCAGGUGGAACAGGAGUUUCUCUCCAAGGAGACCAAGGGACAAGGUCACUGGAUUGGACUCACUGACCGGGAGACAGAAAGCAGCUGGCACUGGGUGGAUGGCACAGAAUUCAGAGCAGACGCAAGCAGGGAGUUCUGGGAGGAGAAUCAGCCAGACAACUGGGAUCAGCGGACAGAAGGCAGAGAAGACUGUGUUGAGAUCCACCCAAGCAGGCUGAAUUUGUGGAAUGAUGCCAACUGCAUUCAGCUUUCUAGGUGGAUUUGUAAGCAGGCUCACAGAUAGGCUGUGCUGUGACAUGCAGGUCCCAGCACCUCAGAAAGCACCAUUAUUUCCAAGCUAUGGAGCAUGUUUUCCAGCCACCUGCUCAUGAGGAGCCCUGUGUACUGGAGGGGGCCGCAUGGCAUAUGCAUUGCAGGGACUCUUUGUCUUGGUGUGAUAUUUCUGGCUGCAGCAGAGGUAGCUGCCCUUAUGCCGCUCAGUGUGCAUGGCUCUGCAAUGUGUAUGUUUCCAGGUCUGUCACUAAAUAAAGUCCUUGGAUCAUAGAGUUAUUAUUUCAUAAUCACCCAAUAAAUAAUUAUUUGCCUGA